Messenger RNA from Salmo salar (Atlantic salmon), 1985 nucleotides. RefSeq names its product emerin. NCBI's taxonomy places the organism in Eukaryota, Metazoa, Chordata, Actinopteri, Salmoniformes, Salmonidae. The record is from RefSeq and is a predicted model, not a curated record.
CGGAAGUCUCGCGAUAUUACCCCUCCGGGUUUUAGAAACUUUGUGGUCUGAGGGUCCAAGUCCGUUCUGUUCAUAAUAUUUCUAUGGUAGCAAUGUGUGGAAGUGGGUGGUGCCAGAACAUUGUCGAUUUUUGCUAAUUAAACUGUAGUUAAUGUAGCCAGUCAACACGAGUCAUUUUCCGUUGCAAUCAAAGAGCAAAAUAUAUAGGCGACAGUAUGGCCACACUGAGAAGUAAGUCUGACCAAGAAAUCAUGGAAUUGUUGGACGAGUAUGGAAUUAAGCACGGGCCUAUCGUUGACACUACAAGACCCCUGUAUGAGAAGAAGCUAAAAGAGGCCAUGGCCAAAGACAAGAAAGUCACAAAACCAUCCUCAGACAAAACCUUCUACAGAGAAGAGCAGGAAGAAGUCACUUACGUUACCUAUCGCACACCAGUUAUAAGUGAAGGGCCUUCAGGAGAUGGAAAACCUUACAUGAGGUCAAGACCAGAGUAUAGUGAGAGGGACUUUGUGGAUGAAAAACUCUAUUCAAGAUCAAGACCAGAGUACAGCAGCGGAAGACAAUACAUUGAUGAGCCCCAUGUCUACAACACACCAUCAUACUCCUCCUACUCCAAACCAACGCCUGUGGUGAAGUCUGGAGGUGGCGUUGUUAAGGAUGAAAAAACAGAGAGUUCUGAGAGACUGGUCCCUCUCUGGAUCCAGUUCCUGGUCUUCCUGAUCGUAGCCGGAUUCCUCUACUUCAUAUUUAUCAACAUGGAGUCCGUAGAGAGUAACCCCUUUAACAGAAUCCAAUGAUCAAAUUUUACCAAAAUCUGGGAUGUGUUCAUUAGGCAGAAAAUUUCAAAAGAAAACAGUCCAAAAUGGGGAGGUAGUAUUUUUUUAAAAACGUAUACAUUAAUAAAAUUGCAAAUUUUCCGUUGGACGUUUUUAAAACGUUUCACUACGGUGUGAAUGAAUACGACCCAGUGUUCAUAUUUUGACAGAUGUAUUAUGGCAAAUCCCAUGCCUGUCAUUCUUUGUGCUUGUGGUUUAUAUAAAAAGGUGACUGACAUUGGAUUCUGCCAAAGGAAAGCCAGAACAUUUCCUCCCGUCCAGACUCGUAUUUAGUUACUAGAUGAUGUAUAGUAUUCUGUUAUCAUACAGCUAUGUUACCAAAAUGGGGUGCUUCUACUAUGGGUAAUAGUGAUGACACUUUCUCACAGUACUAUCUUCCAAAAAAUGUAAUGUCCACAGCUUAUAGUAAAUACAUAUACCACAUACUAUAUAUAUAUAUAUAUAUAUAUAUAUAUAGUGUAUCAAAUCAGAAAUACACUAUAUACACAAGUAUGUGGUCACCCCAUCAAAUUGUUGGAUUAGGCUAUUUGUUGCUGACUGGUAUAAAAUCGAGCACACAGCCAUGCAAUCUCCAUAGACAAAAAGUAUAAUGGCCAAUUUCAACGUCAGUUCCUCAAAUUUUUGCCCUGCUAGAGCUGCCCCGAUUAACUAUAAGUGCUGUUAUUGUGAAGUGGAAACGUCUAGGAGCAACAACGGCUCAGCCACACAGUGGUUGAGGCCACACAAGCUCACAGAACGGUACCUCCGAGUGCUGAAGUGCCUAGAGCGUAAAAAUCGUCUGUCCUCGGUUGCAACAUUCACUACUGAGUUCCAAAUUAUCUCUGGAAGCAACGUCAGCACAAUAACUGUUAUUUGGGAGCUUCAUGAAAUGGGUUUCCAUGGCCGAGCAGCCGCACACAAGUCUAAAGCCCACUGCCAUUGGACUGAAGCAAGCAGUGGAAAUCAGUUCUCUGGAGUGAUGAAUCACACUUCACCAUCUGGGUUUGGCAGAUGCCAGGAGAUCGCUACCUGCCCCAAUGCAUAGUGCUAACUGUAAAGUUUGUUGGAGGAAUAAUUGUCAGGGGCUGUUUUUCAUGGUUCUAGGCCCCUUCGUUCCGGUGAAGGGAAAUCUUAAAGCUGCAGCAUACAAAUGACAUUCUAGACCAUUCU